Molecule: messenger RNA, 969 nt
Organism: Camponotus floridanus (Florida carpenter ant)
Lineage: Eukaryota; Metazoa; Arthropoda; Insecta; Hymenoptera; Formicidae
Exons: 3
Coding region: 182-850 (222 amino acids)
Biological process (GO): negative regulation of G2/M transition of mitotic cell cycle
Source: RefSeq, a predicted model, not a curated record
CUAGAGGUUCUCUAACCAUAGCUGGAAAGCACCCUUAGUAUAUAGGAGUUCGCAGUUUAGUGUUUAGUCUGUGGCCCCUCUCAGACCCUCUCUAAUACUAAGCAUAAUAAUCUCUUUCCAGUUUAUAUUUUAUAUAUAGUUCAGUGAAAAAGCUCGCAAGAAAAAAAGAAAAUUGAGAAAUAUGGAAAGAUCUUUGAAAACGCAAAAAACUAAAGAGAAAAAGAAAUCACGACCUUCGUCAUCUUUCGCCAAUUAUGUAGAAAUGUCAACCGAUGAAGAUGUAGGCAAAGAUUUUGACACUCUCAUAAAUGCACCACUUUCAAAAAAUGGACAUUUCGUUUUCAAAUCCGAAAAAGCGUGGUCUGUCGACUCAUCACAAUACUCGGAAUUUUUUACCUUAAACUUGAAAACAUUAUCAGUCACGAUCGAUUGUAUUCCAUUCAAUGAAUAUAUUAACGUAAAUAACAGGUAUUUCAUAAAUGAUCAAUUGACAAAUAUCAAUAAUGAUGCUGAGAAAAGAAAGCUUGUUUACAAUACAACUUUUUCUCCGAACAUAUCGAGUUCAUUGAAUAUCAUAUUUUCAAAAAGUGAGAUGGAUGAGAAUACAAAGACUGAUCAGUCGAGAAAUUUAAAGUCUAUAGAAAAUACGAAAUUUGUAUCAGAAGAUAAUAUCAAUAAUUUAGAAAAAGAGAUAGAAUUUUUAUUAUCCUUAAAAGAACCAAUCCAGAAUAAUCCAACGAUUUCGCAACUUAUUUCUACAUCUCAUAAUGAUUCCAAAAUAAAACCACAAAGUGCUCCAAUUAAACCAACUGAUUUAGAAAAAUGGCUAGAUACUGUUUUAAAUGAUUAAUUUUUUCUAUAUUGUGUUGAAAUAUAAAAAUAAACUAAAAUAAGAAAAAAGAGUAAAAAAUAAAAAUAAAUUAAAACUAGGAAAAGAAAAUAUAUUUGACACAAAAUAUGAAAUAUGAU